AUAGAGAAGUGGGUUAAACACUCGCGAAAUAAUCCACUUUCUAUUGCUCCAAACCGAUUCGAUCGAAACCAAUCGGUGGCCCGCAUCGGUGAGCAGUGAUUUCCGUUUCACACUCUCGUGAACCCGUUGCCGUUCCACCCCCAUACGAGAAGUGAAUGCGAGAGGGGAGCAUGGCUCGCUGGAGCAGCAGGUAAGGACCGCGUCCCAGUUUUACGCUGGCCAUCAGGACUACUAGUGCCACCGGAAUACACAAUAAUAUCGUCGAGUUAACGUCAUGGCGAGCACGAAUGACAGCGCGACCGCGGCGGACUCUUCGAAAAAAUCCGUGGACCUCGCGCGCAAGGAGCUGAGCGCGAUAUUGGGAAAAAUGAACGGCCUGAGACUUCCGGUUAAAGCCUGGCGGCUGCUAGGCGCCCGCUCGCGACUGAGACCCAUGAAACUGAUAAAAAUCCGCGCGAGGCACCUGUGGCUCCUCUUGCUGAUCGUCACGUGGCUCGCGGUGCAAGUCUCGUGGACUUACGUGCUGGCGUAUCGAUAUAGCAAGUGCUGGAUAACGACGCCCUCGUUUGUGCAAAAACUUUUCCGACCGCCGCAAGACUGUUCGAUCUGCCGGGAUGUUCAACAGGUUGACAAACUCUCCGCCGUCGAUCCAACGAUCUUUGAGCAACGCUACGCGUAUUCAGGGAAGCCGGUGGUAAUAAACGAUGCAAUGGCAAACUGGACAGCACCUAAGGUGUUCUCCUUCUCGUUCUUCAAAACGCUCUAUGACGGCGAACAAGCGAAUUGCCAGUUCUUCCCGUACAAGACGGAAUUUCGGAAUCUGCAGGACGUCUUCGACAUGAGCGCCGAUCGAGCCAUGAUGGAGAAGGGCACGACGCCGUGGUAUGUCGGAUGGAGCAAUUGCGACGAGAAAAUCGGUGUUAUAUUGAGGCAGCAUUAUCAGAGACCGUAUUUUCUUCCCGCUACUGCCGAAAGCAAGAAAACGGAUUGGAUUUUCAUGGGAAGCAACGGCUAUGGCGCACCAAUGCAUGUGGACGAUGUGGACUAUCCCUCCUGGCAGGCGCAGAUAAAGGGUGAAAAAUUGUGGAUUUUAGAUCCGCCGAGGGAGUGUCACUACACAUGCAAGAGGCUGGAAGUGAUUGUGCAUACCGGAGAGAUAAUCGUCUUGGACACGAAUCGAUGGUACCACCAAACGAAAAUCAUUUCCGACGAUAUGAGCAUUACCAUCGGAGCCGAAUAUGACUAAAGGAAGUCGCUCCAAAGUUAAUUUAGUUACAUGACAGAUUAAUUUAUUAUGUAAUCGGAACAACUGACAAAGAAAUUUAUUAAUUACAAGAAUAAGUUCCUACGUGCGAAUGUACAAAAUAAUAAAAUUUGGUGAUGAGAAUAAAACAUUUAAUCAUCAUUCCUAGAAUAUUUUCUAGUUAAAAGAAGUUAAUUUUGCAAUAUUAUGCGCGAUUAAUUUAUUCCGUCUCGGUAUUUUAAUUCAUCAUUCGAUUUGCAGAAUAUUUAAAAAAUGAAACGAAUAGAUUUUCGUAUAUAAA
Solenopsis invicta (red fire ant) is the source of this 1544-nucleotide messenger RNA. RefSeq lists its product as uncharacterized. Lineage: Eukaryota; Metazoa; Arthropoda; Insecta; Hymenoptera; Formicidae. Bases 275 to 1246 code for a protein of 323 amino acids. The transcript is spliced from 7 exons. The record is from RefSeq and is a predicted model, not a curated record.